Molecule: messenger RNA, 981 nt
Organism: Exophiala dermatitidis NIH/UT8656
Lineage: Eukaryota; Fungi; Ascomycota; Eurotiomycetes; Chaetothyriales; Herpotrichiellaceae
Exons: 1
Coding region: 1-981 (326 amino acids)
Source: RefSeq, a predicted model, not a curated record
AUGGCAAAUAUGCACACUCCUCAAGAGAAUGGUCUCCGGUGUCCCAUAGCCCACAAACCCCGCGAUCCGGAGGAUCUGGAGCGCGAUUUUACCACGCCCGGUGUCCAGGGGACUUUGGGAUGUCCAUUUGCGAAGAUGUCGAAUGGACUCUCGCGAUCCAUAAGCGCCGAGGAAGAUCCCAUAGCCGCUGAAUUCCAUCAAGAUAAAGUCUCUUCUAGAUCGCCCAACACGGAACAGCGGACGAGUCAGUGUCCCAUUCGUUUCCUAGACAAACAUUCCCCAGAGGAGAUUGCUCAGUAUUUUGAAAACCAUAAACAUGAAAUCCCCCGAAGCCAUGAGAUCUGUGUCAGGAGAUAUCAACAGAACGAAGGCAGUGCUCGAAAGCUCGACGCCAAAUACGGCAGUCUGGUCAACAUGAUCCAGGGCCUUGGUGUCAAGCACAAGGUUUACUUGCCACAGCGGGAAAAGAGCGAAGCCGGGGCGCAAGACAGAAGCUCAACCCAGGCUGUGGAAAAGUGGGCCGAACAUGUUAGCACCGAUCCCGAGCAAAUGCAAGAGCCUGAUGCCGGAGAUGAUGAUGAGCAAAGGUUAUCCAAUUUCGAGCGGCCACUACGGGAAGUUCGUGUGGGCGAAUCUCCUAGUAGACCUUGGGGCAUUCCUGUCCCUGCAGGCAAGGAGCCGGCGCCAAGUGCUUUGCAGUCUGAAGAGGAUGAUGCUCACCUGAACCCGAAAUCAGAGAGCCCGCAACGAGCCGAAGACAGAAAGAAGCAAAAAUGUCCCAUCGAUCACGGCCACGCCCAGGCCAAAUCACCCGCUCCACCACCUCAACUUCCAGACCUUGGUGAGUCCAAAGACAACCAAAGGGAUCGCCCACAGAUCAUCUUCAAUGGCCCAGUGUUCUUUGGAUACACCGCGGAACAGGUCUCUGCUAUAUUGCAGGGUACUUCGCUUGGAGCAAAUCCACCACCAAAGGGACAUUGA